UGCGUCCCAGCGUGCUGCUCCCGAGCUGCGGGAGCGCUGCGUGCGGCAUCGGGUCCUCGGAGCGCUGAGUGAGCGCUGAGGUGACCCCGGCUGGGCCUGAUGACGAGGUUAUGGAAAGUGGGUUAGCAGGAAAAACACCUCGUUUAAAGGGAGAACAAAAAGGAAAUUGCGUGCGUGCCCCUGUGGCGACUGACAGCAGCGUCCUAACAGGAUAGCACCUCAGAUCAGUGGUGCUGCCAGCCUUGCUUGGGAUGGGAUUUAUUUUCUGUCUCGGUACGAUGGCUCGUGUCUUUGUGUAUGGCACGCUUAAAAAGGGCCAGCCCAACUACAAGCACAUGAUCAACACCGCCAAGGGGAUCGCGAAGUACCAAGGGAGGGGUCGCACAGUGGAGAAAUACCCUCUGGUGAUUGCAGGGAAAUACAACAUCCCCUAUAUGCUCAACAUCCCGGGCACGGGACACCACAUCGCAGGGGAGAUUUACACUGUGGAUGACCAGAUGCUGCGCUUCCUCGACGAAUUCGAAGGCUGCCCAGACAUGUACCAGCGCACAACGAUGAGAAUUGAGGUGGUGGAGUGGGAGGGGAAGAGCGGCACAGCUGAGGUGCGAGCAGCCAGCAGCGGGGUGAUGGAGUGCUUCGUGUACAACACCAGCACCUACCAGCCUGAGUGGGUCCAGCUGCCCUACCAUGACAAUUACGAUUCCUCUGGAACCCACGGCCUCUCCUACGUGCUACGAGAGAACAGAGAUUGAGCCGGCACAGCCCUGCGAAGACAGUUCUAAGCAGGUGUUGUGUGGCAGCCCUACCAGCAACCCCGUAAUGCCUUUCUCUUAAAUCCCCAGAUCUGUAACCUUCCAGACCUGGGCACGCUGGCUCUAGUGCUGCAGUGCUGUAGGCCUAGAGACUGGCACAGCCUUGUACCACCACUAACCCACCCUAACUGGUUUCUCAUGACGGCCGAAAUAACUGUGUUUGUGCACAGCAGUGAGGGGGUUUAUGUUCUUUCCUGCCCCCCGACCCCUUCACCUCAGUGCACGGCCAAGGUGAGUGGAAGACAGAUGAACACACUAAUUCUUUCUUACCUGAUCUGAUAAAUUUAUCACAUGUGUUCCAUACGCUGGGUGGAGUAUUGACGUUAUUGUACUAAUAGCUAAAACUGAUUUUAAAAAAUCAUAUCUGCAAGCAAAGUAAAAUGCACGGCUAAUAUUGUCCUGUAAUGGUAGGCUACUGAAUGUAAACCAAGCAGCAGGCAAAUGUCUGUGGGGGAAAAAUGACCACACAGGUAGUCUGCGCUUUGGGAAAAAUACAACAGUGCUGUAGGAAUAAAGGGAAGAGAUUUUUAAAGAUGACUGUUCUUACUUCAUAAUGUUUUUUCUGAACUGGAGGUGAUUCUUUUUAAAAUACAUUUAGUUUUAUGAGAUACUGUAAAGAAAUAUUAAAGAAUUAUUAAAGAGAAUUCCAUUUAAAA
Centrocercus urophasianus (Greater sage-grouse) is the source of this 1468-nucleotide messenger RNA. It is a transcript of the gene GGACT, whose product is annotated as gamma-glutamylamine cyclotransferase. The transcript has 2 exons. The record is from RefSeq and is a predicted model, not a curated record. Gene Ontology annotation, molecular function: gamma-glutamylaminecyclotransferase activity. The coding region runs from base 252 to 752 and encodes 166 amino acids. NCBI's taxonomy places the organism in Eukaryota, Metazoa, Chordata, Aves, Galliformes, Phasianidae.